AAGUCUGCAUAACGUGCUUCAAGCUUAUCACAAAUGGAGGAAAAGAUUAUAAAUGCAAGCAACAGAACAAGGGGGUGAAGUGAAACAUAAUUGACCAUCAUGCAGCGCUUAAUCUGCAUCAUCUUGUUGCUGUUGAAGUCAUCAGCAAUCGUUUACGGUUCGAGAACUGAUUUGCUAUCAUGUCUAAGGUCGAGUGGGGUAACAAACGUCACCACUCAGUCCAAUGCCCUACAAUUUGAUUCUCUUUUCCGAUAUUCACUCCAGAACCUGCGAUUCACAGAGCCUUGUGUUCACAGGCCGCAGAUGAUAAUAGUCCCGCAGAGCAAAAUUCAAGUGCUGAAAGCGGUGGGCUGCUCUAUUCAAUACGGUUGGGAAAUUCGGGUGCGCAGCGGAGGACACAGCUACGAGGGCCUCUCCUCCACCUCUGAUGCUCCCCAUUUUGUCAUCAUUGAUCUCAUGGCCGUCGACAACGUACACGUGGACGUGACUUCCUCUACAGCUUGGGUAGAAGCGGGAGCUACGCUGGGUCAAGUGUACGCUGCCAUUGCGGAGAAGACCAGAAGGCUCGGUUUCCCUGCGGGCAUAUGUCCCACGGUGGGCUCCACUGGCCAUUUUGCAGGCGGCGGACUCGGCAUUCUAACCAGAAAAUAUGGCCUGGCCGCCGACAAUGUGAUUGAUGUCUUACUUGUUACGGCCGCCGGCGAGGUUCUGAACCGAAAAAGCAUGGGGAAACAUCUGUUCUGGGCUGUACGAGGCGGCGGAGGAGGAAGUUGGGGUAUCGUCCUUGCCUGGAAAAUCAGGCUCGUGAGCGUUCCUUCCACUGUCACGGCGUUUACAGUUUUAAAGACGGGGCGAGAUUCCGUAACAGAAGCUGUGCAUCGAUGGCAAUACGUGGCACCCAAUUUGGAAAAAGAUCUGUUUAUGCGUGUCCAAGUCUUCGGAGUCGAACAAAUGGGGAAAAAAAAGAUUCGGGCCUCGUUCCAUGGUAUGUACCUUGGCCCACAGGACGAAUUGCUUAGUAAAGUCAAGGAAAGCUUUCCUGAGUUGGGUAUGGCUGCCGCGGACUGCCAGGAGAUGAGCUGGAUCGAGUCGGUAGCCUAUUUUGCUGGAACGAAUCUGAGCGAUUUGAGCAACAGAUACUAUUCAGGCAAAAACUUCUUCAAAAAUAAGUCUGAUUUUGCCAGGAAGCCUUUGCCCAAGUCAGCACUGCGAGGGCUGUGGCCGAUGCUGGAGAAUGAGGUGGGCGGUAACAUUAUAAUGUCUCCGCUGGGUGGAUUUAUGAAUGAAACCCCUUCCACUGCCCUGCCCUUUCCUCAUCGAGCGGGGAAUCUAUUCGACAUUCAGUAUGUGUUGACAUGGUAUGAGGAAGGAAACAAUGCCCGCCAUGUUGAGUGGAUGAGAAAUCUUUACAGAUAUAUGAGUCCCUAUGUUUCCCACUCACCCCGGGCUGCAUAUGUAAAUUAUCCUGAUCUGGAUUUGGGGUUUUCGGCCAAUGGGUUGUCCUCUGUUGAAGAAGCUAAAGCCUGGGGAGAGAAGUAUUUUCUCGGGAACUUUGACAGGCUUGUUAAGGUGAAGAGCCAAAUUGAUCCUCACAACAUUUUCAGGAACGCUCAGAGCAUUCCUGUACUGAAGUAGAUGUCUGUGAAUGGGAGGAUGACUACGUGGUCAUUAAUAAUUGGUCAGCGUAUAGGAGAUUCUCGAUUAAGUGUAUUGUCUUUUUAUGAUUUAUUUAAUAAACAUCAAGAGAAGCCCUCUCAGUCAACCACUCCACAA
Cryptomeria japonica (Japanese cedar) is the source of this 1773-nucleotide messenger RNA. Its product is annotated as berberine bridge enzyme-like D-2. Lineage: Eukaryota; Viridiplantae; Streptophyta; Pinopsida; Cupressales; Cupressaceae. Gene Ontology annotation, molecular function: FAD binding; oxidoreductase activity. The record is from RefSeq and is a predicted model, not a curated record. The transcript has a single exon. Bases 100 to 1635 code for a protein of 511 amino acids.